UUGUAUAUCUGCUUGCUUCUGAUAACUGUUAUGCUGUCAAGUUCGAUAUAGUGCCGGACGUUUUUGCCAGGGUGAACUGCAAGAGAAUCUUCCACAGAACAGGACAUGGCAGGCACAACGAAUGCAGAUGCGAUUUUCCAUAUACCAUUUGUGUAUGUAGCCAAAAGUGCUGUGCUUUUACCAUUGUGUGGAUUUCUCUUCUGUGUGACAUGGUCCAUUUUGUAUGAUUUUGAAUCAUCAACUGCCACUCACUGCAAGGUAGCAAAUUAUCUCCCCUCUAUAUCAUCAGCUAUAGGAGGUUACACCCCCCAGAAGUAUGUUUGGAGGAUAUGUGUGGCACUUCAUUGUUCCCCUCGUCUGAUGUUUGCUAUUGCUUACUACAAUUUCCAUACCAGAAUUCAUGUAGGAAGAAAGAAUAUAAUUUAUACCAAUCUGGCAGCCAUUGCUAGCUCCCUCCAUAUUACAGAAAUCCUGGCAUUAGUUGGAUUAACCUACAUAUCAUCUACAGACAAUGGCGAUAUGCACGAAUACCUAUUUAUAGCCUUUAUGGUGUGUUCACUGUCUCACAUGCUGUUGUCUUGUAUGCUGUUCCAUUGGGGUCGCUCAGCCAAUAACAGGGCAAUGACUAAUAUGGAAAGGCAAUCAUUCCACUACAAGGUCGGACUUUUUCUCUUCAAUCUUACAUCAUUCCUAUUUGCUGUGUAUCUGUAUUUCAGACAUCAAGCUUAUUGUGAAUCAGGCAUGUACACCUGGUUUGCCCUGGCAGAGUAUCUUACAGUCAUUUCCAACAUUGCCUAUAAUGGGACAGUUAUAUUGGAUUUUAAUGAGCUUGAGGUGUCUGUAAGCAGUAGUAACGGAACUUCCCAUAUACACAAAUCUACAUAGUUAUACUGUUGUCUCAAGAUUUCUCAGACGAAGCUGUGAUGAAGUCCAUAAGUCUAAAAAGAACACUCUGCCCUCUAUGAACAUUCACUAGAUAUGUCUGCCUUCUUCGAACAUUCACUUCACUGGAUACAUCGGCUUUCUACCAAAAAUUCACUGGAUACACCUGCCCUAUACCAACAUUCACUGGAUAUGUCUACCCUAUACCAACAUUCACUGGAUAGGUCUACCCUAUACCAACGUUCACUGGAUAGGUCUGCACUCUACGAACAUUCACUGGAUAGGUCUGCACUCUACGAACAUUCACUGGAUAGGUCUGCACUCUACGAACAUUCACGGGAUACAUCUGCUCUUUACAAACAUUCAUACCUUACUGUAUAUUUAUUAUUUGGAUUUUCUGAAAGAGUUUACAAUUUCACUCAGGCACAUUGUUUUG
This is a messenger RNA of Ylistrum balloti, 1318 nucleotides long. RefSeq names its product post-GPI attachment to proteins factor 2-like. Bases 106 to 885 code for a protein of 259 amino acids. The transcript is spliced from 6 exons. NCBI's taxonomy places the organism in Eukaryota, Metazoa, Mollusca, Bivalvia, Pectinida, Pectinidae. Gene Ontology annotation, cellular component: Golgi membrane; endoplasmic reticulum membrane. The record is from RefSeq and is a predicted model, not a curated record. Gene Ontology annotation, biological process: GPI anchor biosynthetic process.